CUUUUGUCUGCUUAAGAGAUCCUCUAAAAGUCUAUUCGGCCUAUCAAAUAUAACUAUUUGCUUACAUCAUGAUGAAAUCAUUAUCUUUUCACUCGAGCCAACCUCAAAAGAAGAAGAUUGCAGUCGUUCCCCAUGUUAUCAAGGGGAAGGAUGUUGUAACUAAGAAGUUGGAGCCAGUUUAUUCUCAUCAAAAUACCUCGAAGAAAAUUCACGAUUUUGCUGCUUUAACCAAUUUAGAAGGUGAUAUUGCUCAACUCUGUGAUGACUCUUACUCUGGUUACUUAGCGUGGUCUACUAAAUCUCAUAUUGAAAGAACCAAGAUUCUUCAAGCCGCUGCACAAAACGUUAGAAAUCGUCGUGAAGAUUUCUUGCUGAGUUUGGAAGAAAUUGGUUUAAGUAAUCAAUUUGCUGAAUUUAAUAUCAUGACUGCAGCAAACCAUAUCGAAGAGUAUGCAAGAAAUAUCUCUCUGCCUGACGGAACCUUAACAAAGUCCGAUCUUUGUGAUUUAUCUUUAAUCGUUCGUAAUCCAAUUGGUCCUGUUUACUCAGUUGCUCCUUGGAAUGCUCCUUUGAUUUUAACUAAUCGUUCCCUUGCUGCUCCUUUAGCUGCUGGUUGCUCGGUUCUUUUGAAAUCCUCGGAAAAGGCUCCUUUGGUAGCUUACUUUUUGGUCAAAUGUUAUCUUGAUGCUGGUGUUCCUCCAAAAACACUUCAACUUUUCCAUGUUGCUCCAAGAGAAAUUCCUCAAGCUACUGAAAUGGUUAUUUCUAAUAAACAUGUUCGUAAAGUAAACUUUACUGGUUCUACUUUUGUUGGUGGUAAAAUCGCAUUAACUUGUGCAAAAUAUUUAAAACCUUAUUUGUUGGAACUUGGUGGUAAAAAUUAUUCAAUUGUCUGUAAAGAUGCUGAUAUUCCAAAAGCUAUUGAAAAUAUCUUUUUUAGUGCCUUCUUUCAUAAAGGCCAAAUUUGCAUGUGUCUUGAUAAAGUAUUCAUUCACGACUCAAUUUAUAAUACUUUUGUUGAAAAAUUACAAUCAAUGGCUAAAAAGGCUUUGAAAAAACCUGAUCAUGAAGUCCCUCAACGUGAUAUGGUUUCUACUACCAAGAUUCAUGAUUUAGUUGCCGAUGCUCUUAAUAAAGGUGCUAAGAUCAUUUAUGGUGAAAAACAAGAUUUAGUUAUUUCUUCUUCUGGAGAUCAUACCGCCAUGACUCCAAUAAUCUUAGCAGAUAUUACCCUGAAAAUGUCUCUCGAUACGGUUGAAUCUUUUGGUCCAGUUUUGAGUCUUCAUAAAUUUAAAGAUGAAAAUAAAUUAAUAGAAAAAGCUAAUGGUGAAGAGUAUGGAUUAAAAGUUUCUAUUUGGUCUUCAAACGUUUUGCAUGCUUUAUCUCUCGCUAAAAAAAUCGAUUCAGGUGGUGUCCACAUUAAUAGCUCUUCUAUUCACGAUGAAGCUUAUCAACCUCAUGGUGGUGUUAAAAGCAGUGGUUGUGGUAGAUUCAACAGUUCUUGGGGUAUUGAUUCUUUCUCUUACAUCAAAACUAUCACCUUAAAUCAAUAAUUUGCAUUCAGAUCAAUCAAUUUUUCUUCUUCGUUAAAAAAAUCGAGUCUGCUUUUUUUUUUCUUUAAUGUUCUUUAAUAUGGGAGAUAGCUUUUCCCAUCAUGUGUUUUAC
Molecule: messenger RNA, 1665 nt
Organism: Hyphopichia burtonii NRRL Y-1933
Lineage: Eukaryota; Fungi; Ascomycota; Pichiomycetes; Serinales; Debaryomycetaceae
Exons: 1
Coding region: 69-1553 (494 amino acids)
Molecular function (GO): succinate-semialdehyde dehydrogenase (NAD+) activity
Source: RefSeq, a predicted model, not a curated record